Ostreobium quekettii is the source of this 3960-nucleotide messenger RNA. The record is from the annotation of a GenBank genome assembly. Lineage: Eukaryota; Viridiplantae; Chlorophyta; Ulvophyceae; Bryopsidales; Ostreobiaceae.
AUGGGCGCCGAUGCGCCGGCGCAGGUCCUGCCGGAGGCGGUCGUCGCUGGCCGGUGCGGGAACGUCUUGAUCCGCAACACGAUACUGAAGGCGGAUCAUUUCCCAGGCUGCCAGAACACCAAGCUCGUUCCGCUGAUCGACGGCGCGCCCAAUUUUCGGCAGGUGGAUGGGCUGCCGGUCUACGGACUUGCGGUACCCACGGCUGUGGGUUUGAGGGUUGUGCUAGACCUCCUUGGAGCAAGCGAAGGACGCCGGAAAGUGCUCUGGCACAACAUGCGUGAAGAGCCCCUGCUGUACAUCAAUGGCGAGCCAUAUGUAAUGCGCGAGGCUGACAAGCCCUUUGCAAAUUUGGAGUACACAGGGAUCGAUGGCACCAGAGUGCAAGAGAUGGAAGAGAGGAUGAAGGAAGAUGUGCUUCAAGAGGCAGCCAGGUAUGGUGGUCAAGUCCUGCUAGCUGGUGAGACCGAUGACUACCAGGUAGUCCAAUUUUGGGAAGAUGUGGAUAAAGACUCUGUGCAGACCCCGCAUGAUGUCUUUGCUCGAGUAGCAGCCGAUGGAUGCGACGUGGACUACCUUCGAGUUCCAUUGACAGAUGAGAAAGCGCCGAAGGAGACAGACUGUGAGUUGCUGAUCCAGAGGUGCUGGGAUCCACCCACAGAUGCUGCACUUGUGUUCAACUGCCAGAUGGGGCGGGGGAGGACAACAACAGGAAUGAUUAUUGCCUCUCUGCUUCACCUGAGGAAGCGUGAAGUAUUUCCCAACUCUGCACUUGAAGAAACUUGCGGCCCUGACUGGUUCAAACUGUCCGCCAGCCCCACCUACAAAGGUGAUGGGGACACUCGACUGAAGCAUGGGAUGUAUGGCACUGUUCGAAGUCUCAUUCGCGUUCUCGAACUGGGUCAGGAGGGGAAGCAGGUGGUGGACAAGGUCAUCAACGCGUGCAGCGCGAUGCAGAACCUUCGGGAGGCCAUCCUGGUGUACCGUAACCGAAUGACAGAAGAAAACAAUGAAAGGAGGCGGAAUGACUUAUUGGGUGUGUGCCUGGAGUACUUGGAGCGAUAUUGCGUCUUGAUCAUCUUCACUUCCUACCUUGCAAAUCCACAUUUUCUCACCACUAGAUUCACACAGUUCAUGGCCGAGAGGCCAGAGCUCAAAAGUGUCCUGCAACGAAUGCUUCGGCGGAAUGGAAUGACAGCAUUGGACCUGCACAAGAUAGUCCCAGCCGACGAACAAACGCUGGACGUUUCUGGACAGUCACCAGCCGUCCCUGCCCAGGACAUCGAAUCCGACCCUACUGGACCAAUAAUUUCAAGCCGAAUGGGGACAGUCUUGGGUCGGUGGACCAUCUUGAAAGAAGAUCAUUUCCCAGGAAUGCAGAAACAGCACAUACCCCAGGUCAUUGACGGUGCACCUAAUUUCAGGGCUGCUGCUGGGCUCCCUGUCUUUGGUGUGGCUAUGCCCUCCGUGGACGGCAUCCGGAAUGUGCUGAAACACGUUCAAGCUGGGGCUGGGAGCACGCAUAAGGUCCAUGCCAUUUGGCACAACAUGCGUGAGGAGCCAGUUGUUUACAUCAAUGGCCGGCCUUUUGUUUUGAGGGAUGAGUCUCGUCCAUUCAAGAACCUCAGAGAGUAUGGUGGGAUCGACGCAGGCCGCCUGGAGCAAAUGGAAUCACGCUUGAAAACUGAUGUGCUUAAUGAGGCUGCCAGGUAUAUUGAUGAUGGUCAAGAUCCUUGUGGCAAGAUCCUGGUGGCCAGAGAAACGCCGUCAGACGGUUCGAUUGGCUGUCUUGUGGAUGUAUGGGAGCGUGUCGGUGGUGCUGAGGCGGUCCAGACGCCAGCAGAGGUCUACUCUACACUACAGGCCGAAGGCUUCCUUGUGCGCUACUACAGGGUGCCUGUCACCGAUGGCACACCUCCACGACCCGAAGAUGUGGACGCCCUCGUGGAGCAUUUGAGGGACUGUGGCCCUUCAGCGCCUCUGAUUUUCAACUGCCAGAAUGGAGCUGGUCGGACCACUACGGCGAUGGUGAUGGCCUGUCUCAUGAAGCUGUGCCGCUGUAAGCAGCCACUGUCUGAGUCAGUGUCGAAUUACCAUACCUCUCUUACUGAGGAGACCAUAGAGUCUUUGAACCGCAUCGAUGCCAUGCAAAUAGUUAAGUCUCCAGCUGGAAGAUGGCCGGCCGACAUGGAUCCGGACUUUGACGUUGAGGAUCCUGAAGAGCGGCAUGCCUCGGAAAAGGGCGCUUAUGUUGCAGUGAGAAGGCUGGUGCGUCUCUUGGACUGGGGACUGAAUUUGAAGGAGGCCACUGAUAAAAUCAUCGAUGCCUGUGGGCUAUUUGUCAACCUUCGAAAGGCGAUCAGGUGCAAUCGGCCACAACCAGGCUACAAAGAGGCUGAGACACACCAAAGGCAUGCAUCGUUCAAAGGCGGUAUGGGCUAUCUUGAGCGUUACUGUUUGCUGAUUGCUUUCUCUGGAUUCCUAGACUACAUGGCCAGGGGCAACUCCACAACUUUCCAGGAUUGGCUUGCAGCCAGGGGGGACGUUCAGCUGGCUCUGGCAUCUAUCAGCCUCAACCCUGCUGCGUCUUUGUCUGUGAUUCCUGACCCCACACCCAUCAUGACGGGGAGGGUUGCCUUCGGGGAUGGCCCAGAUGUCGACGAGCAGCAGGUCCUUGCUGAUCGCCGUGGGAGCACCCUGACUGCAAGGACAAUCCUGAAGAGCUAUCACAGCACCCAGUUGGUGACUGGCCAGUGGUCAAAGAUGCCACCGGGGGUGCCGGACGUUCGCGAAGUGGAGGGGGUGCCGGUGUAUGCAAUCGGCAACCCAUCUGUUGAGGGCAUGCAACGCUUGCUGUCCCACUUUGAUGCCGGCCCCAGCGGCUCCACCCAUGUUGUGCUAAGCGACAUACGUGAGGAGCUGGUGGUGUAUGUAUCUGGGCGGCCCUACCUCCGACGAGACUUGGAGCGCCCCGUGUUCUCCCUGCACCAUGUCAAUGUGACCUCGGACCAGCUGCAGCGCAUGGAGGAGGCACUAAAGGAGGAUGUGCAGCUGGAGGCCAAGAGGUGGGACGGGAAGAUCCUGGUCCACAAGGAGGUGCACAGGCAUGACAUUGGCCACGGGCAUGCCACAGUUCACGGCGGCCAUCGGGAUGACAUCACCCACCAUUCCGACUUCAACCCUGGCGCGGCCGUCGUGGGAUUGUGGCGCGAGACGACAGACUCAGUCGACCUUGACAACGGCGUCUGCAGCCCCAAAGACGUGGUCCAGAGGCUGGCGUCGGAGAGGGGUUUCCACCUGACGUACGCCAGGAUACCCUUGUCGCGAGAGCGCACCCCUGUGGCUGGAGACCUUGACAAGGUCGGGCGACAGGUGGAGAUUGACGCUGCUGGGCGCCGCGUGGUGCACCUCAUCCUCGCCAGAAUGGCAACAGGGAGCAGCCCGCGAUUUGCCGCAGCCUUCAUGUGUGCGUACCUGCUGUGGAGGGAUCCGGGGCCCCCAGACGAUCGCUUUCGCCUGCAGGCUGCUCCGGAUGCAUCCUCCAACCAAGGCAUGCCUGCUCUUGCACUUGGGGACAACCGGAUCAUACUCAACCUGUGCCGCCUGCUGCCGAAUGGGCUGAACCACAAGGCAGCCGUCGACGAAGCCGUGGACAGGUGCCACAAUGUGGGCAACCUGCGUGAGGACAUCCUGAGCUGCAAGUACACGCUGGGUGAGGACAAGCAGAGGGCGGGGGAGGAGGUCCAGCAGCUCGGCCUGCACUACCUCCAGCGCUACAUCUUUCUGAUCUCCUUCCGCUGCUACCUGGACAACCGCAACGGGCAGACGUUUGAGGACUGGGUGUCGGAGCGCAAGGAGCUGGCGCACCUCAUCAAGAUGUCCCACCUGGAACUGUCUGCUGUGGGCAGCUCUCUGCUCGAGGCCUUGGCCGGCCCCUUCCCUGGCGGCGCCAGUUCAUUGUGA